AUUCUACAGGCUUGGGUCUGGUGGGGGUGAGGAGAGAGUGGAGGGACUGUGUCCCAGUUGGUGGUGUGUAGGCACUAUGCUUAGUCUCAUCCAUGUCUGUUUGUCCUCAGCCCUGAGGUGCGCACCGAUAUUCGCGCCGGUUUAGCGGUUCUACGACCCAAAGAGUCCAGGGAGAUUCACCGAGUGGUGCCUGGCGUGUAGGACCAUGCAACCGCCCUGUGGCUCUGAGCCGCGGCCCGCGAUGUCCCAGCCACUGUGAACCGUUUGGCCCGCGCCAACCUGCUCAGCCCAGACAGGCUCAGCCUCUGGUACGCUCCACUCUACCACUCUACGGGAGGCCACUGGCACAGAACAGCAAGAGGGAGCAGGGAAGGCCUCCCCCCUCCGGCGGGGGACGCCGGGCUCAGCGUAGGGACACGCACUCCGACUGACUGGCACUGGCGGCGAGGGAUGUCGCCCUGGCCGAGGUGGCAUGGACCCGCCAUGGCGCGGCUCUGGGGCUUCUGUUGGCUGGUUAUGGGCUUCUGGAGGCCCUCUCUCGCCUGCCCCAUGUCCUGCAAAUGCAGUGCCUCUAGGAUUUGGUGUACAGAGCCUUCUCCUGGCAUCGUGGCAUUUCCAAGGUUGGAACCUAACAGUGUCGAUCCGGAGAACAUCACCGAAAUUUUCAUUGCAAAUCAGAAAAGGUUAGAAAUCAUCAAUGAAGAUGACGUUGAAGCUUAUGUGGGGCUGAAAAACCUGACAAUUGUGGAUUCCGGAUUAAAAUUUGUGGCUUACAAAGCAUUUCUGAAAAACAGCAACCUGCAGCACGUUAAUUUCACACGAAACAAGCUGACAAGUUUGUCUAGGAAGCAUUUCCGCCACCUUGACUUGUCUGAGCUGAUCCUGGCGGGCAAUCCAUUCACAUGUUCCUGUGACAUUAUGUGGAUCAAGACUCUCCAAGAGACUAAAUCCAGCCCAGACACUCAGGAUUUGUACUGCCUCAAUGAAAGCAGCAAGAAUACCCCCCUGGCAAACCUGCAGAUACCCAAUUGUGGUCUGCCAUCUGCACGUCUGGCUGCCCCUAACCUCACCGUGGAGGAAGGAAACUCUGUCACACUUUCCUGCAGUGUGGCGGGGGACCCACUCCCCACGCUGUACUGGGAUGUUGGGAAUUUGGUUUCUAAACACAUGAAUGAAACGAGCCACACGCAGGGCUCCUUAAGGAUAACGAACAUUUCAUCUGAUGACAGUGGGAAGCAAAUCUCUUGUGUGGCAGAAAACCUCGUAGGAGAAGAUCAAGAUUCUGUGAACCUCACUGUGCAUUUUGCACCAACUAUCACAUUUCUCGAAUCUCCAACCUCAGACCACCACUGGUGCAUCCCCUUCACUGUGAGAGGCAACCCCAAGCCAGCUCUUCAGUGGUUCUACAAUGGGGCAAUAUUGAAUGAAUCCAAAUACAUCUGUACUAAAAUUCAUGUUACCAAUCACACGGAGUACCACGGCUGCCUCCAGCUAGAUAAUCCCACUCAUAUGAAUAAUGGAGACUACACUCUCAUGGCCAAGAACGAGUACGGAAAGGAUGAGAGACAGAUCUCUGCUCACUUCAUGGGCCGACCUGGAAUCGAUUAUGAGACAAACCCAAAUUAUCCUGAAGACCUCUAUGAAGACUGGACUGCAGCAACUGACAUUGGGGAUACUACGAACAAAAGCAAUGAAAUCCCUUCCACAGAUGUUGCUGGUGAAACCAAUCCGGAGCAUCUCUCGGUCUACGCUGUGGUGGUGAUUGCGUCUGUGGUGGGAUUCUGUCUGCUGGUGAUGCUGCUUCUGCUCAAGUUGGCAAGGCAUUCCAAGUUUGGCAUGAAAGGUCCGGCUUCCGUCAUCAGCAACGACGAUGACUCGGCCAGCCCCCUCCACCACAUCUCCAAUGGGAGUAAUACUCCAUCCUCUUCAGAGGGCGGUCCUGAUGCUGUCAUUAUUGGAAUGACCAAGAUUCCUGUUAUUGAAAACCCCCAGUACUUUGGCAUCACCAACAGCCAGCUCAAGCCAGACACAUUUGUUCAGCACAUCAAGAGACACAACAUUGUUCUGAAGAGGGAGCUUGGUGAAGGGGCCUUCGGAAAAGUCUUCCUAGCAGAAUGCUAUAACCUCUGUCCUGAGCAGGAUAAGAUCUUGGUAGCUGUAAAGACGCUGAAGGAUGCCAGUGACAAUGCCCGCAAGGACUUUCACCGUGAAGCCGAGCUGCUGACCAACCUUCAGCAUGAGCACAUUGUCAAGUUCUAUGGUGUCUGUGUGGAGGGCGACCCACUCAUCAUGGUCUUUGAGUACAUGAAGCAUGGAGACCUCAACAAGUUCCUUAGGGCACACGGGCCGGACGCGGUACUGAUGGCGGAAGGCAACCCACCCACUGAGCUGACCCAAUCUCAGAUGCUGCACAUCGCUCAGCAAAUUGCAGCAGGCAUGGUCUACCUGGCAUCCCAACACUUCGUGCACCGUGACCUGGCCACCCGGAACUGCCUGGUGGGGGAGAACCUGCUGGUGAAAAUUGGGGACUUUGGCAUGUCCCGGGACGUGUACAGCACCGACUACUACAGGGUUGGUGGCCACACGAUGCUGCCCAUCCGCUGGAUGCCUCCAGAGAGCAUCAUGUACAGGAAAUUUACCACUGAGAGUGACGUCUGGAGCCUGGGGGUCGUGUUGUGGGAGAUCUUCACCUAUGGCAAGCAGCCCUGGUAUCAGCUAUCCAACAACGAGGUGAUAGAAUGCAUCACCCAGGGCCGAGUCCUGCAGCGGCCUCGCACGUGCCCCCAGGAGGUGUAUGAGCUGAUGCUGGGGUGCUGGCAGCGGGAGCCACACAUGAGAAAGAACAUCAAGAGCAUCCACACCCUCCUUCAGAACUUGGCCAAGGCAUCUCCUGUCUACCUGGAUAUCCUGGGCUAGGGCCCUCUCCCCAGAUCACCCUUCCCAAUGCACUCCUCAGACUGGCCGGCACGAUGAACCUCUUAACUGCCGCUGGGUGUCCUGACCUUGCUGUCCAUCCUUCUGACAGUAUUAACAAGACAAGGAGCGGCUCUCGAGGGAAGCAGUGUGUACUUCUCCAUCCACAGACAGUGUUAACUCGCUUCUGGCGUUGUCUCCUUCUCUCUGCCCAUCCCCUUUGGUUUCUUUCUUUCUUUUGAUCUUUCACCUUUUAUUUUUGGUCUUCCCUGCUUCAUGGUCCUCGGCCUCUCUCCUUGAUCAAUCUGGCUUCUGUAUUCCUAUUAACUGUACAUAGACAAAGGCCUUAAAAAACCUAAUUUGUUAUAUCAGCAGACACUCCAGUUUGCCCACCACAACUAGCAAUGCCUUGUUGUAUUCCUGCCUUUGAUGUGGAUGAAAAAAGGGAAAUCAAACAUCUGACUUAAACCGCCACUUCCGAUGUACAGACAUGGGGCAUUUCUAUGGAUUCACUUCUAUUUAUUUAUUUAUUUAUUUAUUUAUUUAUUUAUUUAUUUAUUUUUACUCUUCUGAUUGUUUUCUGGUGGUUUUAGAUUGUGUAUGAAAAGGAAAAGUUGUAUACAAUCUAUGAAUAUUUUGUCUGUGGGAGAUGAAAACCAGAGAGAGAGAAGUGUUUCUCUAAACUACAGCAUGAUCGGAACAGAGACACCAAUGGGGUCAUCUGGGGUCAGUCCCUGCUUAGGAAAACCCAGCAGCUGUUAGUUGGGAGGACCAUGUUCGGCACCGUUCCCUGAGGACCUUUCUGAGGAGGAAAGAGGAUGUUGAACUCUGCAUCAUGGACGGAGUUUCCAGUCACAGACACUGGCCUGCAGAGGAAAGAAAAGACGGCUUCCAUGGGACCCAGAGGACACAUCAUACAUUGAGACAGUGCACGGUGGUUGGGCAUGAUGGUAGCGUUGAUGUGUUCCUCAAGGGUUAUCUACCAAGCUUUCGUCAAGUUCAGUGGGAAAGAGCUAGAUUCUCACUCAGAUACUGUUUCAGGGUCAGAUGGGAAAAUCUGAGUCCUUGAUAAAGACAGGAGACACUCUCGAUUCUGAGGAAAGUUUCUCUUACCUUGAAUUUUUCAGACAGCAAUUCCCUCCAGUCCCACCCUCCACUCUUUCCUGUCUUUUAACUGUGCAAAAAAACUGUGCAUGGUCUUUGUCAAUACCUAUGUGCAGAAACUACUGCUCCAGCUGUGGUGGCCUAGGUAGGGCAGAUCCAUAAAAGGUCUAACUUAUGCAACUUAGGGAAGGUAACCAGAUCAGCAGCUGAGAACACUCUACAGUUGGUGGUGAUAAGCUUACCUAAUAGGCAUGCUGAUGCCUGGUGUCUUCAUCUGCCUCAGACCCUCAGGAGUGUGGGACAGGCAGAAUCCAUCCCGGAGGGAAAGGAAAGCUCUCUUGGGGGCAGCACCUGAGUUCCCAUUCAAGUGUGUGCAGGUCAAGUCUCUUGCUCUGGGCUCCGUUUGGGAGAGUGUGGUUUCACUCAUAUGUACUCAUUGUCAGUAUGCUGUUUUGUUAUCUAUACUCCAUUAAAAAAAAGUAAAAAAAAAAAAAAGAACAAGAAAGAAAAAAUUAAAAAUUGACACUGUAUGGCUAAUGGGAGGCUAUGUCCAGACUGAGCCUGGAGAUAUGCUUCUGAGUAUGAUCAUUGGUUUUUCUAAAAGAGUGUAAAUUUAAAUAGAAAUUUACAGUCAUUAGGGUAGUCAGUUAAACCAAGAGAGAACAGCAUUUCCGUUUCUCUGUCCCCUCUGUGAGGGGAAGUUCGAUAAACUUGACAUCUUUAUAACAUGAGCCAGAUGGGAAGGGAGCGACUUCAUUCACCUUAGCGCAUUCUAUUUGGUAUUUAUUUCUGAAGGUGCAAGAGCUCUGGGUAGGUUUCAUCUGUGCCCAUUAAUUUCUGGAGCACUGUGUUUUCUAGUAUAGACUUUGAAAGCAGCUUCUCACAACAAAAAAUAAAAAUAAAAAAACUCAGUGUAAAUUAACCGAGAACAGAAGGUGAUCCAGUGGACCCUCUCACGGGAGGGGUCGCUCAAGGCAGAUGCUGGGGUCCUUUCUGCAGCACUGGCCCGUGGGAGAUGGGAGUCACUUGUCCUCUUUGUCCACUGAAACAAACCCUCCAGAAUACCUAUAAUACUAUAACGAAAGCCAUAUCUCUGUGAUAUAUACGGGCAGGUAUAUAUCAUAUAGAGGACCCGUGGUACUGUCAAAACACUGUGGAACUGUGAAGCGGUAAAGCAAAGGCAGAUUCCACCAGCGAUGACCGAGGAACUGGCCCUGGUCUGUCGCUCCGAGUCUGACCAGUUGCCCUGGAGAAAAAGCUGCAAGUUGCUCAGCAGCGAAUAGAGGAGAUGGCACUGUAAGAGGUCAGGGUCAGGGGAGCCAUGCAGGCUUACGUCGAAGGUCUGUAAUGAGAGUGUGAGAGCAUGAAAGCAUUCCAUUCCCGUUCUGUGUUUUCCUUGGCAGGAAAAAAGCAAAAAAAGAGAUUCCUUAUACUUUUUGACAAGUCUCUGAAGGUCUUAAAAUGAAAGUGUCUAUGCAAGUGCAAAAUUUUGUAGUUAUUUAUACUGAUUAUUAUUAUUAUUAAUUAUUAUUAUUAUAGGUCCCUCUGCUUUGUCAAGAAUAUGUGCCAGUUUCAGAGCAUUGCAGAACAUUUGAUUGCUUUUUAAGUAGUUGGGUGAGCCAAGGACAUCUUAAAAUAGUUGUCACUAUUCAUCUAUUAUCCCCUUUCUUGUGGUAUGUUAAUUUUUAGAAAAGAAACACUCUUGUUCUAAAAUGUAUCCCUCUCCAAACAAGACAAACAUGGUGGCAGCAAACCAAACUCUCCACCCCAAACCACAAUGGCAUCCACUCCAUUUCUAAACUACUUGAUGGUUUCUGAGUGCUUUUUACAUGUGUUGGCAAAUUAUUCAUAUUUUUCAUGAAGGAAUUGGGAUUCAGAAGCUCACAGGCCAUGGGCUUCACCCAAGUCUGCUCACUAGACAUGUAACAAACAAACGACAUUCAGGAAGGAAACCAUGCCAGCAUGUCUGUGAAGCAGGAGGGGAGUUGGGACAAAAGAAAACAUGCACGGUACAUGCAGAUGACAUGUUAUAUCAUGUGCUUCUGCUCCUGGCUUCUGCUGACUCUCAUACAUUGAACCAAUGUCACAAUCAGCCUCAUCUAGAAAAUGCUUCGAACACUGCUGUCAAGGGUUCUAUCAGAAUUCAUGCACACAUGCUCACAUCAGCUCCACUUGUGGUGUUUUCAUGUACUUAUAUAUAUAUAAAAUAUAUGUUAUAAACACUUGAUUUAUACAUAUACAAAUGCACAUGUGUAGUGUGUUUGUGUGUUUAUGUAUAAACAUAUAGGCACAUGGUAAUAGAAUAAUUAUAAGUAGGGUGCAAUAUGAAUAAUUUGCUUAAAAUUUGCUAAAUAACCAAAACUUUCUGAUGUCGUGUGACACUGGUGUUUCCACUCUCCACGUGGGUAAGGACUACACCACUUUCAACUCCGUGCAGUCCUUGGAUGAAAGCUUUGUUGAAAGCCACAUAUUCCCUGAAACAACCGACUGAAAGCCAUCCUCUACAUUGAAUAUGUUCUCUGGCUCUUUGCAAAGGAAAAAUGCAGAUAAAUGGUCUCCUUGUGCACAGGUCCAGGAAGGAGACGUGAGUUCUCCCCUUUGCACAUUUGUACUGUGCUCACCUUUUCCAUUCUAACCCCAUUCUAGAUGCAAACUACAGUGUUGUUGGGAGACUUGUGUCUUGAAAGCUGAUGGCAAAACAUCCAGGAAUCCACAACAAGAUGGGCAGCUUGUAGUUACCCCUCAUCCACAUGGAGAGCAAGAGCCAUGGUGUGAAGUGCUGUCUUUCCCAAGGCCUGGACAGUGGGAUCCCUGGUCAAGGGCAGAGUUUUUUUAAACCUCUCCUUUUGCAAAUAGGACUGCCAGCAAUACCUGGCAUUAAGUCAUUUCUAAUUUCUAAAAUGGCGACACAGACACAUGCACCCUCAUUGCUCUGCUUCUACAUCCCUUAUAGAGGGCUUCUAUUUCCAAACUUGACCUUCGGUUUGGCCCUGUAUCAUGGAUAUAGGAAAUCUCACGAGAGGAAUGGCUAAUUGCUAAUCCCCAGAUGUCCAAGUUUUCAGUCUAAGCCAAUUCUUCACAAUGUAUAACUGGAACGUAGAGACUCAGGUUGUGAUAGCUCGGACAUGAAUUUCAAAUGCUAUUGUAAAGAACUGGGGUGGGAGGGGUUUGUAGUUAAAGCAACAGUAGUGCAGGAAGACAUAUUUUCUUGUUGUCAGGGCUGGAAUCAAUCACUGCUGCUGAAGUCAGAGGUUCUUGACUGUUCUUAGCUGUGGCAACCUUCUCUUCUUUCCCUUCAACUUUAUUUAUUUAUGUUUUCAUUUAUUUAUUAGCUUUUGGUCCAUUCAUUAUAAACAUGAAGCAAAAAAUAUUACAUACAUGUAAAUGUGUUGCAAGCAAAACACUGUGAAUCUCACAACCACCUCCAAGCAACUAUGCUGCCAUGCUGAUGUGUGUCUCAGGAGAAGAGAUGGGAAAAGCUGGGGACGUCAUUUUGCAGCCUAUGCAUUCUGGGCCAGGUCCACGUUUAUUUUAUUUCUUUGUAAGUUAAGAAAAGUGAUCCUGAGUAGAGGAUCAACUGAGGAACGGCCGACUGAAUGUUCAAUGAGCUAGGCAAAGUAUCAUAAGCCGCUUGUAGCUAUAUGUUUGGGCAGGAAGGAAAAACAUGGAAGAUGGAGAAAGGAAACUUGAUGUAGAGGGCUCUAUCUUACAGCUCGUAUAGCUUACUGUUGCUUAAAAUGUAUACAACAGCUGGAAAUAUUUUCAAUACAAGGUAUUUGAAUUAAAUGUGAAUUUUAAAUCUGUACUCCCUUAAGGAAUGAACAUAUUAUGGCGAAAUCUCUCUCCCUGCGUCCCUUACAAAUCUGCCUAGAGACGUGGACGCCUACAUUUGCUUACGCACCAGACAGAUGUUUGUAUAUACAGGCCAUACACACACUCAUUUCGACAUCUCUCUGCAGACAGAUUGCCCCUUCAACAGUGACCUGGUAUUUAGAACUCUAUCUUUUGGUUGGUUUAUUUCCCUUUUAAUGUGACGUCUCUGUGCCGAUCUCUACAGGCCUGUAUUUGUUUUUGCAAUCUGUUUUGAGGUCCAGUGCUUCACUGAGACUCACUGCAUCUUGGCUGAUUUCAAAGUGACACCUGAAUACAGUGUUUAAAAAAAAAAGUUUGUUUGUAAAUCAUGUGACCAGCUUCUCUCAACCUGACAUGGAAUGUCUCUUGUACUACAGUGUAUUUAAUAAAAAAACGAUGUCUUACAAUAAAUAACAUCCUCCAUGAGA
This is a messenger RNA of Peromyscus leucopus (white-footed mouse), 8297 nucleotides long. It is a transcript of the gene Ntrk2, whose product is annotated as neurotrophic receptor tyrosine kinase 2. The coding region runs from base 451 to 2916 and encodes 821 amino acids. Gene Ontology annotation, biological process: synapse organization; protein phosphorylation; regulation of phosphatidylinositol 3-kinase/protein kinase B signal transduction. Lineage: Eukaryota; Metazoa; Chordata; Mammalia; Rodentia; Cricetidae. The transcript has 17 exons. Gene Ontology annotation, cellular component: signaling receptor complex; axon; plasma membrane. The record is from RefSeq and is a predicted model, not a curated record. Gene Ontology annotation, molecular function: axon guidance receptor activity; ATP binding; brain-derived neurotrophic factor receptor activity.